Anas platyrhynchos (mallard) is the source of this 4919-nucleotide messenger RNA. It is a transcript of the gene STIL, whose product is annotated as STIL centriolar assembly protein. Lineage: Eukaryota; Metazoa; Chordata; Aves; Anseriformes; Anatidae. Gene Ontology annotation, biological process: smoothened signaling pathway; microtubule organizing center organization; mitotic spindle organization. The record is from RefSeq and is a predicted model, not a curated record. Gene Ontology annotation, cellular component: microtubule organizing center.
AUGGCAACUCCGCCGCGCCGCAGUGCGCAUGCGCGCGCCCCCUUCCCCGACCGUUUCUUCGCCCGUUUUUAAAUCCCCCCCGCCCUGCGCGCGCGCGCUGGCGGUUGGCUCCGGCGGGGAGGGGGCGCGCCGCGAUGUGGAGGGAGGCGGCGCCGCCCAUUGGCUGGCGGAGGGCGGAGGGGGCGGGAGCGCGGCCGGUUGUGCCUUCCCAUUGGCUGGCGGCGGGCGCGGGGCGAGCGGCGGGAGCGGCGGCGGCGGCGGCUCCCCUCAGGCAGCGCCCUCAGGGCCGGCGGCGGACCCCGGCCCGCAGCGCUGUCUCAGGAUGGUUCCCUUCAGCUUCCCGCUGGCCAGGUGCGCGCUCUGGGACCCGGCGCCCAUGGGUGAGGCCGUGGGGUCGCACAUCGCCUACUACAGAAAUCCAAAAUUAUUUCUGAUGGAGAAAACCUUGCGACUUGCCUAUCGCCAUGCUAAGCAGAGUGAAAAGAAAUUAUUUGCCUGUUUUUUACUUGGGACUCUUGCAGUGGAUGAAGAUGGGGAAGGCAUAAAGCUAACAAUAGACCGUUUUGAUCCUGGCCGAGAAGUUGCUGGUGGAUCGGGCAAAGUUCCAACUGCAUCUCUUCCUGGAGACUUUUUGAUUCGGUGUACAGUUAAUGCCUGGGGACCUUCUUCAGGCAGCAUUAUAGUCCACAGUGCUGAAGAUAUCAGCUUGGCUUUUAAGGAUCUGCAGCACAGCCUGUGCAGUAAAGAUUCACUGGACCUGUCUAAACUGCUGACUGUUAGAGCUCACAUUGUUUUCACAGAAAACCUGGAUAAUCUAAAUUUCAGUUUUCACUGGGCUUCUAUUACCGCAGCAAAUAUCUUGGAAUACACCCCUGUGAAAUCUGUCCCAAUUAUUCCCACAGCCCUAGCAAGAAAUUUGAAUGGUCCUAUGAAUAUUGCACAAGUGCAAGGAACUUAUAAAUGCGGCUACCUUACUAUGGACCAGACGAGAAAACUACUUUUGCUGCUUGAGUCUGAUCCGAAGGCAUAUGCUCUGCCAUUAGUUGGAGUUUGGCUGAGUGGAGUUACUCAUAUCAGUAGUCCUCAAGUUUGGGCAUGCUGCCUGCGAUACUUAUUCAGUUCUUCAAUUCAAGAAAGGGUUUUCUCAGAAUCUGGGAGGUUUCUCGUUGUGCUUUAUUCAUUGACACACAAAGAUCCAGAGUUUUAUGAGUGUGUUCCAUGCCGUGGACAGACUGAAUUAGGGUUUCAGCUGUUAACUUGCAAUGAAACUGUACACCUCUUUAAAAAUGUUGAACCUUCGGACAAGAUCCCUAUCCAGUUUGAGUUGAGUGCAGAAAACCAAAACGCAGAAACUGAGUUCUUCAGCAGAAUCUGCAAGAAACUUCCUAUUAGAAGUCCUCCCCACGGCUGUUCACCUAGUAAGCUGUCUGCAAGUGAUCACGACUCUGGUGUGGAAGAUGAGGAUUUAUCCCCAAGACCCAUUCCAAGUCCACACCCAGUGAGUCAACAGGUUACCAAGAUCUUUCCUUCAGUUCCUGAACUGUCCCUUGUUUUGGAUGGGAGCUUCAUGGAAUCGGGACAGUUGCCUAAGCCUGUGGGAACUUCAAGUGCUAAAAGUCUACCUCGAGUGCUACAUCAGCCUAUUAAAAAGAAAUGGUGCUUGGGAUCUAUGUAUUACCCCAGCCAGUACUCUGACGACAAACAAAACUUGCCUGAUAAUGUAGGAGAUCCCUCUUUGAGGCAAUUACCAAACCAUUUGAAUCAGAAAAUUCCACCUUCAAGGCCUUCCAGGGGCAAGCAAGCUCAACUCCAGCAGCAGUUGCACUGUAAGAAUGCCUGUCCUCAAUCAAGAAAAAGUUCUGGAUCUUCUCCUUCGACUCCUUGUAGUGGGCCUUCCCCAGAGGCAUCUGAGCAUCAACCCAGAAGGCCACCACAAAGGUUUGCAUUAAAUCCCGAUGGAGCUGCACAGCAGGGAGAGCCUCCAGUUCGAAGAACCUCAGUGUCCAGUUCCAGGCAACUUCCUGCUGUUACACAGCCAGUCCUCUACAACUCUGCUUUUCCACCACAGAGCUGCAGAAGGCCACCAGAACUGCAGAUGCCAGUUCAAGUUCCACCUUGCUGUCCAACCAGCGCAUGCAACUGUCAGUUUCCUGCUUCUGUCCAAUAUAAUCCAAUAAACUCCUGGCAAGGAACUGGUAAAAUGAGCCCCAAGCAUGGAGCAGAAGUCCUGUCAGAGAUGGCUCAGCAAAAUCCAUGUACAGUGCUCCAUCAAAAUAUCAUUUGUCCAAAUAUUUGCUGCAAUCCAGGAUAUACCACAAGUAACCCCAUAAGCAUGGGAUGCCAUGGGAAAAUGGGGAACUGUUCUCUUGAAAAUAGCUUGUUGCAUGGGAUAAGACCGCCUUCAAGUGCAGGCCCUUCUAGUCCACAGUUUUGUGGAGCCCACUCACCAUGCCUGCACGCGCCUGCUUCUAAAGCAGGAUCAGAUAAUGGGAUGAUGGGACUAUCUCCAGAUGCUUACAGGGUUCUUACAGAACAAGACAGACAACUCAAAUUACUUCAAGCCCAGAUCCAACGCUUAUUGGAAGCACAGGCUCGUCAGGCUUGUUCCUCCGAAACAGCCUCAUCUAGCAAUGCUCAGCAGCCUGAGAAGCAAGGGGAACUUGUUACUAUGGAAACUCAACCCUCACCAGCUUUGCCCAUGAGAAAAAGUGUGAGCAUUGCUGUGAGCACAGGUGCUAGCUUAUUUUGGGAUGCACCCUCAGAAAAACAGGAUGACUCCAUACCACAAGGAAAGAAAGAGGAUGCAGAGAUUUCUAAGGAAGACAUAAACAUUUCAAUUAAUGCUGAGCAAGAUGCAAGUAAUACAAGUAUUGCUUCUUCUUUAAAGGUGGUUGACAUGCCCAGCUUUGUAGACAGUAUUCAUCUUGUGGAAGAAGGAGCUAAUCAGAAUACUCUCCAAAAUGAAAAUGUUUCCCAAGCACUUAUUCACAAUUCAUCCUUGCAAGAAAGUGCAAGCAUGUGCUUACAGGAAGAGCCAACAGAGGGAGCCAGCAACCAUGUGGUGGUAACAAGUGAGCAAAACCUGGAGCCACCCACCUCCUUGUUGCCCCGGUGUCCAUCGCAGGAUCAGAAGCUCUACCAGCACUUGCUGGGCCAAGUAAACCAUCUCUUAAAGUCCUCAGAAGAGCAAGAUCACUUGCCAGUAAAAACAGGAUUUGUUAAUGAUGGUCCUAAGUAUCAGAGUGGUGAUGAUGCAACAGAACAGGACUCGGAGGCUGACACGGGAGUGGUGGAUAAAGAGAGUGUGAUUAGCGCUACGCUCAAGCAACUGAGGAGUCUUGGAGUGACAAUUGAAUCGCCCAGCAAAAUGAAGAAAAAUACACACAAAGUGGAGAAUGCCAGCAUCCUGGCAUGCAUAAAUCCCGAAGCAGUGAUUCCUGGACUAAAUUACAUGUCGUUUGCCAACGUCAGCAUGUAUGGCUUAACUCCCAACGUAGUUGAUCUGAGCAUGGAAGCAAACGCUAUAGCACUCAAGUAUCUCAGUGAAAAUCAGUUAUCUAGACUUUCUCUCAGUCGCUCAGGCCCAAAUCCUCCUCCCGAUUUCUCUUUCCAAGACGCCUCACAUGCAAAUGUGGACAAGAGCAUGGUGGGCCUUAGCCUAAUUUCACCAAACAAUAUGUCCUUUGCCACCAAGAAGUACAUGAAACGAUACGGACUGAUACAGGGCAACGACAGUAGUGAGGAUGAAGAGGAACUGCACGUUCAAGGUGGCAGCUGUGGCACUGACAAAAGUGAAAACGCGCUGCACAACUGCACCCCUGUGUCGGAUGGCUUCAACCACUGGACUCAAUUAUCCAAACGAAUUGAUGAAGGACUCCCUGCUCAUCUGAAAAGUCGCAGCAGAGAGCUGACUGCUAAUGCUCCUCUGCCAGAAUUAAACGGUCCUAUGAUAAGAAACAUUACAAAUGAUUUUUUUCCUCCCAGAGCAGAACAAGCAAAUGAAAACUCGGUUGAGAUUUUGAAGGAUUUAAAAUCAAACCACAGAUUGUUACCUGGGAAGGUUGAAUUCACUGAACAACCUGGCAGGAAAUAUGAAGGAGACAUUAAAGUUUUCCCUGGAAAUCUGCAUACUUCAGCCCUUGAAACAUUACACCAGUCACACAGCAUGAACUCGGUUGGCACCAUUCUUGAUGUAAAACAACUCAGGCAACUGCCAAAGUUGUUCUGAACAUCUCCAGAGAUAACUGGCAGAUGCUGUUUCAAAUCGAAGUGGGACCCCUCUGUAAAAGACUGCAGGAAACCAAGGAUUAAGCUGUCUUUUAUGAGGUCUCUUUGUUGUAGCAACAUUAAAAUUUGCAGAACUGAGCUUUCAGCCCAGUUUGAGAGCCACCUCUAGAUGUCUGGUCGAGUCAGUGCUGGUCAGCAUUGAAGUAUGUUUGCACUCGUGUUUACAGUUAAGCAUAAUUUUAAAGUAUCCAGGAGGUGAAUCAACUUGAAGCCUUAAUGAAGCUUUAAUAAUGAUGCUUAUUUAAAUGCUCUUCUGUUGAAUUUUUUAACUACUGACUUUUACGUGUUUGUGCCAACUGUGAGCCAUCGCUGUGGUGUGGCAGAGCAGGGGCAGCAGAGCUAAAGCACUAACUUCUAGAAGUCUGAAACGUUUGGAUUCCUGUGUGUGGGGUUGCGCUGGGUGGGAAGGGAACUAUAACCAUGGUUUUACUUUGCAUAAAGUUAUUUUGAAUUCAGACAGGAAGGCACAUGUAACAGACUCUGUAUCAUGAAAUUUUAUAAGGAAAUCGGGGAAAACUAGCACUUUCAUAACUUUUGUGAUUUUUUUUUUUUCUGAAUGAAUGUUUUCUAUUUAUUUAAUAACUACGAAUUGCUCAUAAAGGUCAAAUAUUUCAUUAAAAAAAUAAAAAAUC